AUGAACUAUACGCUUGUUGAGAAAAUAUGCUUAGCAUUACUUUAUGCGAUAAAGAAGCUAAGGCAUUAUUUUGAAGCAUACACCAUCAAACUAAUCUCUCGAGCAGAUCCCAUGAAGUUUGUGAUGACUCGAUCUGUUCUUUUUGGACACCUAACAAGAUGGUCCAUAUUGUUCAACCAAUAUGAGAUCACAUACACACCUCAAAAAGCUGUGAAAGGACAAGAACUAGCAAAUUUUCUGGCUGAUCACCCUCUUCCGACAGAAUGGGAGCUUUCAGAUGAGUUUCCAGAUAAAGACGUUUUGUUCAUCGAAGAGUUUCCACCAUGGAAAAUGUUCUUUAAUGGAUCUGCACGUCGCAACAGUACGGGGGCAGGUGUUGGGUUGAUCUCUCUAGAAAGGCAAGUCUUGCCAUUAUCUUUUGUUUUAGAUGAAACAUGCUCCAUCAAUGCUGCAGAGUACCAAGCUUUGAUCUUCUGUCUCGAAAUGGCAAUAGAAAUAAAGAUUCUACAGUUGGAGAUCUACAGCGACUCUAAGCUGAUCAUCAACCAACUUUUGGGGAGUUACGAGGUAAAGAAGGAAGAUCUAUUGCCAUACCAUCAAUACGCUUCUAGUUUACUUGAAAAAUUUGACCAAGUGUUCUUAAACCACUUCCCAAGAGAAGAAAAUUGCAAGGCUGAUGCUUUGGCUAACUUGGCCACGACGAAGGCACUUGGAGAGAAUGAGUCAACAAAGAUCCGCGACAAAGAACAGACAUCAAACAAAGAGCACCACGAUUCAUCUUCUACAAGGGGACUUUAUUUUGCCGCUCUUUUGAAGGACUAUUCUUGCGAUGUCUUGACAAAGAAUAAGCCGGCCAAGCGAUGGAGGAAGCACAUUCUGGCUCAUGUGGAGCACACCAAUCUGGUCCCAAGCUCCAUUUUCGCAUCAAGAGGAUAG
Nicotiana tabacum (common tobacco) is the source of this 936-nucleotide messenger RNA. RefSeq lists its product as uncharacterized. The record is from RefSeq and is a predicted model, not a curated record. Gene Ontology annotation, molecular function: RNA-DNA hybrid ribonuclease activity; nucleic acid binding. NCBI's taxonomy places the organism in Eukaryota, Viridiplantae, Streptophyta, Magnoliopsida, Solanales, Solanaceae.